Lucilia cuprina (Australian sheep blowfly) is the source of this 3511-nucleotide messenger RNA. RefSeq names its product homer protein homolog 2 (gene homer). NCBI's taxonomy places the organism in Eukaryota, Metazoa, Arthropoda, Insecta, Diptera, Calliphoridae. The transcript is spliced from 8 exons. Gene Ontology annotation, molecular function: G protein-coupled glutamate receptor binding. Gene Ontology annotation, biological process: regulation of store-operated calcium entry; G protein-coupled glutamate receptor signaling pathway. Gene Ontology annotation, cellular component: dendrite; plasma membrane; cytoplasm. The record is from RefSeq and is a predicted model, not a curated record.
UGUCAUCCAUCGCCGCCGUUAAUAUUUGUCGGCACAGGGCUUUGCAUUUGUUUGACAUACAAAAAAUUUGGAAAAAUCGAAAUUGUAAUUUUUGCAAAACUUUUUCCGAAAAGUCGUAAAAAUAUUAAAAAAUUUAUUUAAAAAAUGGGCGAACAACCAAUAUUCACCUGCCAGGCGCAUGUCUUCCAUAUUGAUCCGAAGACUAAACGCACCUGGAUUACGGCCAGUAUGAAAGCAGUCAAUGUUAGUUUCUUUUACGAUUCUUCACGCAACUUAUAUCGCAUAAUAAGCGUUGAGGGUACCAAGGCGGUGAUCAAUUCCACUAUUACGCCCAACAUGACAUUUACACAGACUUCACAAAAGUUUGGCCAGUGGAGUGAUGUACGCGCUAAUACAGUUUAUGGUUUAGGUUUUUCUUCGGAAGCUGAAUUGACAAAGUUUGUGGAAAAAUUUCAAGAGGUUAAGGAAGCCACAAAAAAUGCCUUGAAAUCGGCUAAUGGCUCCGCUGCUGUGACGCCCACUACGUCGGCUAAUACAUCACCCAUUAGUUCUAGAACCGCUGCUAUGCAACAAAAUGAUAAUGCUGCUAUGGUUGAUCCUCAUACUGUGGAACCGCCCAAUAUGUCAAACACUAAUACUCAAAACGCAAAUCCUGAUAGUCCAUCUCAUAAACUUUUAACAUCAGCCCCAGAAAUCAAGCCAGAUCAUGUAACAGCUCCUUCCCCAGCACCAAUGGUUAAUGUUAGCUCUGGCGGAGGCGGUGGUGGCAGUGUAGUUGGUAUGCAUACUGGCAGUGGUCCACCCACGAGUGAACAACAAUUGAAAUAUGAAAAUGAACGUCUAAAGAUGGCUUUGGCUCAAAGCUGUGCUAAUGCUAAAAAAUGGGAAAUUGAAUUGGCUACUUUGAAAAAUAAUAACCUACGUUUGACUAGUGCUUUACAGGAAUCCACCGCAAAUGUAGAUGAAUGGAAACGUCAGUUGCAUACCUAUAAAGAGGAAAAUAUACGCCUUAAACGUGAAAUUGAAUUAAUACGAGCUGGUGCUCCUGUACCAGCAUCGGUAGGUGGUGCCGCUAGUAAUGAAUUGGUUGAGGAGUUGAGACGUGAAUUGGCCGUUCUGAAAGCUCGCAAUGAAUCAUUACAAAAUGAGCUUAUGAAUCAAGAAAUAGAACUAAAAGCUGCUAAUUUAAAUCUAAGAGAGAAAUGUAAUGAUCAAGCGAUGGCUAAAAUGAGUGAAUUGAAUGUUUUAUUUGCUAAACAUUUAUCAGAACUAUUUGCUGUGCAAAAAGAUAUGGAAAAUGUUAUACAUCCACCCAAAAGCACUUGAGAUACAGAGACUAUAAAUUAUUAUAAAAAGAUUUCUGAAGAAAAUGCGGCUUCAUUGAGAAAUUAUUUACAGCCCAGUUUAGGUUUACCGUGUGCAGUGGAUACGGAAAGUACACUUUCCAAUGUCACCUCCAUACAAUCCCAGUUACAAUCAUUAUAUGAAACAUGUCAUGAUCCUUUGAAAAUCUAUCAAAGUCUUCAACAACAACAGCAACAGCAACCAACAACAACUCAAAUUAAUAGCAGUGAUAAAACAUCAUCUCAUUUACAAAAGGCAUUAGAUAAACAUACACAACUAUUACAGGAGCUAAAAUUUCAGCAACAUCAAUAUAAAACUAACCAAACAACAUCACAAACUAAUAAUCCUGCUACUUAUGUGCUGUCACCAGCAAAAGGUGGUGCUACCAGUACAGGAGGCGCUGCAUCUGCUGCAGCCGUUGGUGUAUCGGGUAAAACUGCUACCAUAUUGGUUUCAAAAUCAAAAACCAAAACAGGUUUACCUUUGCUACUCAAAAAUUCCAUUAAUAAUUAGGCUAGUAAUAUGAAUAUUUAUAUUUAAUUAUGUAUCUGUUACCUUCACUAUUUAUAAACAAUUCAAAUAGAGCAGGGUGUUUUUUUUCAAAUGUGAACAAAAUUUAAUGUAACGAAACGAAUUGAAAACGAGCCCAGUGUAAGCCCACUUUUUUUCUAAGAAUAUCUCUUCGCACAUUAUAUUUUACACUUUACGUAUAAAUUUGUAUUUUUUUAUAACGAAAUAUAUAUAUACUCGUAUAUUAUUUAUUGAAUUUAGAGAUUUAGUGCAAUAUUUUACUCAUUUUAUUAUUUUUUAGUUUUUAUGAAAUAAGAAAAAGUAUUUUCGAAAUUAUAUUUUGAAAUAUUUGUAUUGUUAUUGUAUAUGUUUGAUUUUCUAUUAAACAUCACAGUAUUUGCUUUUCUCAAAACAUUUAUUUUCGAAUAACUCAUAACGAAUCUUUUAUAAAUUUAUUUCUUUAAUUUUUAUGUCUUUUUUUUUAUACAUGUAUUAUGCUACUAUAUGUUUUUUCUAUUAAAAAAUUUAAGUAAAAUUCAAUGUUUAUUAUGCAAAAGAAACGAAUAAAUAAUUGACGAAAGAAAAUUAUUUAAAAAAAAAACAAAUAAAAAUUAUUUAGCAAAUAUUAAAAUAAAAAAUCAAAAAGGUAUAACAAUUUCUUUAGGCCUAGAAAUGUUUAGGUGUAAUGGGUUCUGUUUUUAUUUAAAAUCAACAAAAAUAUUCUACAAAAUCCCCUGAGGAUUUUUGUGAUUUCAAUAAAGUCAGUAAAAAAUUUAAGUGAUUUCUCAAAAAAAAUAAAAAAUAAAAACAAACAAACAUACCAAACAUAAAUUUCAUAAUCAUUUACAUAAAAGAAAACUUGAUAAAUGUUACGACGAAUAAAUAAAUAUAAAAUAAUAUAAAUAAACUAAAAUAAUAAUACAAAAAAGUAGUAAUAUUUAUACAAAAUAAGAAAAAAUACAGAUAAAAAAGAAACUCCUGAGUUUGUGCAAAAACUAGGAAUGACACACAACAUACAGGCGUUUAAAUAUAACAAAAACUACAAUAUUAUUAAACAGAAAAUAAUUUAUAAUUAAUAAAAAAGUAAAAAAAAUAUUUAUACUUGUAGUAAUCUAAAACAAAAAAAGUAAAAUUAAAAUAAAACUGUUAAGUUUUUAUUUAUACCUAAAGGAAAACAACAACAACAACAACAAAAAGGAAACUCCCCAAAAGAAAAAUAAAUUUAAAAACAAAACACAUAACCAAUGAAAUAGAACAACAAAUCCUCUAAAACUAACACAAUAUCCCCUAUAAUCCCAAACACAAACAACAUCUUUACUUACAAAGAAUUCAUAGCUAAGUUCAGCUGGAAUUACAAUAUGGUAAAACACAAAUUUAAAUUUAUUCUUUUUCUACAAUUUUUUCUUUAAUUUAAGGUUAAAAAAAUUUAUGUAAAGUUUUUAUUAUUGUAUCAAAUGAAUGAAAUAAACAAAUGAUUUAGAUAUAUUAUUAUAAUAAUGCUAUAUGUUAAGAUCACUGAUGUUUAAUGAUCGCUUAGAAAAACAUUCAAAAAGAUACCACUUUUUUAUUGUACUACUUUUUCUUUAAUUUUCUUUCUUUCUUUUUUUUAAAUCAUUUUGGAAAAAUAAAACGAAUUAUUAUUAAAUAUUAAAAUAUA